Messenger RNA from Mercenaria mercenaria, 770 nucleotides. Its product is annotated as organic cation transporter-like protein. Bases 8 to 748 code for a protein of 246 amino acids. The record is from RefSeq and is a predicted model, not a curated record. Gene Ontology annotation, cellular component: membrane. Gene Ontology annotation, molecular function: transmembrane transporter activity. NCBI's taxonomy places the organism in Eukaryota, Metazoa, Mollusca, Bivalvia, Venerida, Veneridae. The transcript is spliced from 2 exons. Gene Ontology annotation, biological process: transmembrane transport.
UUUCAGAAUGGCAUCUUACAGUUCACAACUUGAACAUCUUAUCGAUGAUCUUGGAGGGUGUGGACUCUUGCAAAAACUUCUAUGUAUAAUCAUACAUAGUUCGAGCACCGUUAUAUUCUGGAGCACACUUGCAAUGGCGUUUAUCGGCUACGAGCCUGGCUUUACCUGUCAUACACUGAACGUGAAGCUUCCCUCACUUUCUGCAUUAAACCUUAGUAACCUAUCCGCCGACCGUCUGUGCUCUAUUGGACCAGAUGCAAAAUGCACUGCCUACAGAUUUCCACAGAGCUUGAAUACUGUCGUAUCAGAGUGGAACCUUGUAUGUGACAGACGAUGGAUUGUUGCCUUUAUUACAUCGAUUCAGAUGGCAGGAUUUCUUGUUGGAUCGAUCACCGCUGGUCAGAUGGCUGACUCGACUGGCCGCAAGACAACUAUGAUAGCAGGGAUUUCGACAGUGGUUCUUUUCAACUUUGCUGGCCUUUUUGCUCAAUCUUGGGAGGCGUAUUCAGCUAUUCGUUUCUUUAUUGGCAUUGGAGCUGGGCUUUUUUGUACAGUACAAUUUACGCAUAUGGUAGAAUUUGUUCCACCGCUAUGGCGGCCGUUAGUGGUGUGUAUCCCUUCAGAACCUGUCAUUUCUAUACUUUUUGCACUCGUGUCAUGGUGGUUACAUGACUGGAAAAGAAUACAUCUGCUGAAGACAAUCCUUGGAGUAUUCUUUUUUAAUUAUUCUAUGGUAUGUCAAUGUUAGUUCAGGUAAUACAUAAAAUAUA